AUGAACAGAAUUAGAAAGAAAUUUUUCAAAUCUUUCUAUAUUCAGUGCCUUCUAUGGACUCUAAUUUAUUCAACAACGUUAUUUAUUUAUUUUGCCUUCAUCAGACUAAAUACUUGGCCAAAACAACAAUCUUAUCAUCAUAGAAAAAUUGUUCCGGAUUACAACUGUACUUGCAACAAAAAUAUUAUUAAAAAAUCAGCAUUUAAUAUCUUACCAAGGUUUUUAAAUUUUUCUUCAUUUUCUCCAAAUAAUACAACUCAACGAAUAUUAUUUCUAUCUGAUUCAAUCAAAAAAUCGGAAAUUUUCAACUUUUUUGCUCAAUUUAAAGUGCCCGUUAGACUAGAGCAACACUUACCAGGCGAUAUUUUGCUUUUGGAAUUGAAUGGAAAUCCAAGAUUUUCUCUUAUAGUGUUUGAGAAUUUCUUGACAUUUUAUAGUCUUUCAAGCGAACAAAAAGAAGCGUUGAACAAUUUUUGUAAAAAAUAUUCUGUUGGCAUCAUUUCAUUUUUUGAAUUUGACAUUGGAAAAAGAACCCGCAAAAAUUUUGGUGAAUUUGAGGCUUUUGGUGGAUUACAAGUCAAAACAGUUUCAUUUUCUUCUAAUUCUCCCGUCAGAAAAAUAGGCAAAGAUGGAUGUGAAUAUUUUUUUUCUGAAACGGAACAAACUGAAUGGACACUUUUUAAGGAAGUAUUGCCUAAUUUAAUACCUUUAUUGGAAGCAACAACGUCAGAGGGAGAUAUUUUUUAUCCAGCUUUUAUUUUUAAUGAGGGUAUGCAUGCUAUAUUUGGAGCAAAACCUGACCAUUGGAUUGUCUAUAUUGCCUUAUUGGAUAUGAUUAAUUAUUUUGCUCCUGAUAUUUAUUCAGAAGAUUUGGAAAGAUUUAUACAGAUCGAUAUUGAUGACGUUUUUGUUGGUGCAAGUGGGUCUUUGUUUACUGCUAAUGACAUUAGAGCGCUAAUUAACCUUCAAGAAGAAUUAAGAAAUUCAAUUGACAAUUUUACCUUUUCGCUAGGAUUUUCUGGUUAUUUUUUUCGGCAUGGAUCUGAUGCUGAAAUUGAGGGAAAUGACUUUCUUGUUGCAAACGCAAAAAAUUUUAACUGGUUUCCUCAUAUGUGGAGGCACAAUCAUGCUCAUGAACAUUCUUCUGAUUAUUUGAUUGCAUUAAUGGCACAAAAUGAAUUUUUUUCUGAGGUUUAUCCUGUUUAUCAGCCACUUUUUGAUGGUUGGAAAAGAAUUUGGAAUAUUAGUGUUACUUCUACUGAAGAAUACCCACAUUAUUCGCCCUCUUCUCAACGUCGCGGUUUUAUUUAUGAAAAUAUUAGCGUCUUACCACGACAAACCUGCGGUCUCUUUACUCAUACACAUUAUUUUCAUGCGUAUCCUGGAGGAAUAAGCAAUUUUUUAAAUGGAAUUUAUGGGGGCGCUGUUUUCAAAACUUUAUUGCUAAAUAAAUUCUCAAUUUUUAUGACUCAUCAACAAAAUUUUGCUAAUGACAGACUUGGAUCUUUUACUUUUUUGAAUUUAAUAAAAUUUGUAAAAUGUUGGACAAAUUUGAAAUUGAAGUGGAUUGAACCUGUUGAAAUGGCUAAACGUUACUUUGAGAAAUUUAAAAGUGAAGAGACAUUGUUAUACACGAAUUUCUGUACCGACAAACGCCACAUUCGAAUGCUCCCAGUGACUACAUCUUGUGAUAAAUUUGAUCAUCUUCCCAAUUUAAUUAUUUUGGGUCCACAAAAGACGGGUACAACAGCUUUAUCAAUGUUUUUACAAAUUCACCCAAAUAUUUCAACAAAUUUACCAAUUCCCGGUUAUUUUGAAGAACUCCAAUUCUUUGCAGGUCCAAAUUAUAAUAAAGGAAUUGAUUGGUAUGUAGAGAAUUUUAUUUCAAAUGAAUCGUCUUUGCCCUCAUUAAUUCGUUUUGAGAAGUCCGCAAAUUAUUUUGACAACCCAAAAGCUCCAGCAGCCAUUUCAGCAUUAUUGCCAAAUGCAAAAUUGAUUGUAGUUUUUAGCGAUCCUGUUAAAAGAGCUUAUUCUUGGUAUAAGCAUAUGCAAGCAAAAAAUGAUUCUGUUGCCCUUAAAUAUUCUGCCGAAGAAGUUUUUAUUGGAAAUUUUACUGAAACUGAUCAUUUAAAAAGAAGAUCUCUUUUACCCGGCCUUUAUGCUCAACAUCUUGAAUAUUGGUUUGACUUCUUUCCCCCUUCAAAUUUUUUGUUUGUUGACGGGGAUAAGCUUCGUAAUGAACCAUAUCUCGUCCUUCGCGAUUUAUUCAAUAAAUUGGAACUUCCAAUUGUGGACAAUUUAUCCAAUCGUUUAAAAUUUUCUAAAAAGAAAGGAUUUUAUUGCAUCGUUUUGGAUAAUAAAAAAGCUUCAUUGCAUUGCCUUGGAAAAAGCAAAGGACGUCGUUACGAGCCAAUGUCUGAACGGCUGAAGAGUCAUUUGGAAGCAUUUUACUCAGAGCCGAAUAAAUCUUUAAAAGAAUUUUUAAAUAAAUAUAAAAUACCUUUACCUUCUUUUUUGAUUAAUUAA
Messenger RNA from Meloidogyne enterolobii, 2526 nucleotides. Lineage: Eukaryota; Metazoa; Nematoda; Chromadorea; Rhabditida; Meloidogynidae. The record is from the annotation of a GenBank genome assembly.